This is a messenger RNA of Pocillopora meandrina, 3871 nucleotides long. The record is from the annotation of a GenBank genome assembly. Lineage: Eukaryota; Metazoa; Cnidaria; Anthozoa; Scleractinia; Pocilloporidae.
AUGCCAACAACGCGUGUUCCAGCAUACAGAUGUGGUACAGAUUGGUCAGGCUGGUUGGAUGGUGCUCAUUCUACAGUGGAAGACAGUGAAGUCUCCAGCACGGUCUGCUUUAGUUACCGUGUGACGGGUUGCAAUAUUUAAUCAUUAUUUCAGUUAAAAAAUUUGUAUCGUUUUACAACUACAAACUUGCUCAGCCCCCUGGUUGCAAUUCACGCUAUUGCAGCACGCACUAAAACUGUUUCUAAUAACUUCAUAAAAUGAGACACCUCAUAAAUAGAUCCUUGCAAACAAUGUACUUCACGACUCACAAUAGUCCAUUUCUUAUCGAAAUCGUUAAUAUCAUCGUUAUAACUUGGUGCAUAUUGGCAAAUUUUUACGUCGGUGGCGAACUGAGUUCUAAUGAUGGUAGGUAUCAAAUAUCGGUUUCAUCAUUUACAAAGACUUCUUGAGUCUUAUCUUUUUAGGAGAUAAUAGUUAAACAGGGCAGUCCAGAAUGGCUUUGGUACUUACGUAUUCUUGAAAUUAUAUUGAUUGAAGUUAGUGACUUUGUGCUACCUUGAAAAAAUUACGACUGAAAGACACGUGAUAAAAAGCGUACUAUGAUAUUCCGUUUUUUAUUCACGACAUCUUCUGUAUUUGUGGGGUUCAAAAUGUUUCGGCUUUGUUAUAAUAAUAUUCCUGGAUUAAAACCAUGUGUCAAAGGUGGCCUGCCAUCUGUUGUCAAUUUGCUCUGCAAUCACGAUUAUACUAUGGCUGCUAUGAAUUUGAAGUGGAAGUUCAAUUUAAAAACUAUUGAAAAUAACUUCAUUUUUCAUCCUUGCUUUAACGUCCGAGUUCGAAGAGGGUUUGCUCAAAUCUGGUGCUCAGAUCCUUUUGAACCCAUGGCCAUCAGCGGAUUACGUAGUAAUUUCGGUCCCAUACUUCCGUUUCCCCGUUCCUCCUUCGCUGUUCCCGGUUCCUCCACCUCCGUUCCUGGUUCUUCCUUCUCCGUUCCCGGUUCCUCCACCUCCGUUCCUGGUUCUUCCUUCUCCGUUCCCGGUUCUUCCUUCUUCGUUCCCGGUUCUUCCUUCUCCGUUCCCGGAUCUCCGUUCCCGGAUCUCCGUUCCCUGUUCUCAAUUCCUCGUUCUCCGUUCCUCGUUCUCCGUUCUUCGUUCUCCGUUCCUCGUUCUCCGUUCCUCGUUCUCCGUUCCUCGUUCUCCGUUCCUCGUUCUCCGUUCCUCGUUCUCCGUUCCUCGUUCUCCGUUCCUCGUUCUCCGUUCCUCGUUCUCCGUUCCUCGUUCUCCGUUCCUCGUUCUCCGUUCCUCGUUCUCCGUUCCUCGUUCUCCGUUCCUCGUUCUCCGUUCCUCGUUCUCCGUUCCUCGUUAUUCGCUCCUCGUACUCCGUUCCCCGUACUCCGUACCCCGUACUCCGUUCCUCGUUCUUUGUUUCCCACUCUAACUUUACCGUUCCCUGUUCCUCGUUCCUCUAUCUUCAUUGCCCAUUCUCCGUUCCUUGUUGGAACAACAUCCUACCACUGCUAUGAUACAACAAUGGUCAUUUGAAACAUCGAUUUCCGAAACAUCUCAUUGCCAUGAGUGCUCUUAUAGGAAAAAAGAAUCUUUUAAUUCUCAGAUUUACCCUCAAUCGAAAAAAGUUUCAGAUUGGUUUAUACACAACGGAGUUUACUGGCGAGCUGCUGCGAAUUCUGUCAGCUAUAAGGGUGCAUCAGAAGAAAAAAAAAGUUCAAAGUUCACAGCUUAGAAACCCCAACGAAGGUUUUAAGGCGGAUAAUUCGCCGUCGUUUUGUACAUCAGGGAAUUUGGUAUAGUUGAGAUAAAAAGUGAAGGAAGGAUGCAAUGUAAUUCACUGAUUCAUGAGUAAGAACAUUUUCUAAAUUGAUUUGCACUUUUUUGUGCAUGUGUACGAUAGAAUACCAGGAAAAUUGUUUAAGAGCCCGAUGAAAUAUUUCAAGAAAGUCAGUCGGUCAGCCGUGCGCCCACAUAAAGUGUUCUGGAUUUGGUUGAUCGUGACAAAACGAGUUUUUUGUUUUUUUGUUUUUUUGUUUUUGUUUUUUUUUCUCGUUAAAACCUAGAUCAAAAUUUUAGUCGACUUUUAGCACACCAAUUGAUUCGUACCCAGCUCGGACCUUUCGUACUCAGGGUAAUUUAAUAAAUCUACUGAGUUAAUAAUGUAAAUUGGCCAUCGUUAAGAGUUUAAAGACGUUUCGAGCGUUAGCCCUUCCUUCAAUCGCUCUGACGAAGGGCUAACGCUCGAAACGUCAGCUUUUAAACUCUCUAUGGUAGCCAAUUCACGUUAUAAACUUAGCUGAUGAUAAAAGAUUACCUUGUUAUACUGACCAACCGACGCAGCACCUGAGUUUCUUUAGAAACUUACCCCCGAUAUCCUUUUGUACUCAGUCACAUUAAUCGUUUAAAGUCCAAACUAAUAAAGUUUUUUUUAACACUUUAACCCAUAAUUUCUCCUUACAAUAUCACCCCUGAAUCAAACAGGAACGUCACGAGAGUAAAGAAAAUGAUCACCAACAAAAGAAGCUCUUGAUUGUUACACAAAUUCUCCUUGUCAGAACUACAGGUAGUGUAUAGAGAAAGUGUGGAAAAUAUGCAUACUGAUGUUAGGUUGCACAUAAUUAAAGUAAGAUCUGUUUCAAGUGUUCAUUGGCAAUAUAAUCUGUGUCAAAGAUUUCCCUGAGCGGCAUAGACAGAAAAAGUAACUGCGGUUGUGUUAUUGGAUAUGACUAAGGCAUUUAACAGCAUAAACCAUGAAAUUGUACUGAAUAAGUUGCAAGACAUUGGCAUUUCACCCUUUGGCAUCACUUAAUUUAACAGUUAUUUAUCUGAAAGACGCCAAACUCUUUAUCUUCUUUCCAAUCCAAGACUGUGCAAAAUCAGUCUCUGAUAUUAAUAAAGAUAUACUCAGAAUUCGUAAUUAGUGCCUCGAUAAUCGUCUUCUUAUGAACCCAGAUAAGACCCAGCUCAUGCUAUACGGAAGUUUCCAAACACUCUCCAACCUCCCUGACGUCUGUUUGUCGUUGUUGAGGAAUGAUCCUAUACCCGCAAAAGCCGUUAAAGAUCUUAGCUUUACAUUGGAUCCGAACCUCAUUUUUUACGAUCACAUCCUUAAAACUGUUUUGUCCUAUAUGUCCAGCCUUGUUUAAAUCAGUCGUGUAAAGCAUAUAUUUGAUAGAAAUACUCUAAUAGCCAUGAAUAAUACCCUCGUAUUCAGUAACCACACAUCUACUUGAGAUUCAAGCUGUACAGAACUUCGCCACCUGGAUCAUCAGCAACACCAGGAAGUUCGGUAACGUAACUAUGAAAGUUCCCAACCUUGACGUUACGUCACUAUCAAAAGAUCGAUGAAGAUUUCUUUUCGCUAGUGUAAUUUAACUUUGUACGCGAUCCGUGUUAAAAAUGCACAAACCUGAGUGAUGCCGUUAGAAAGAGCAGUUACUCAGCACCGGUAUAUGAACUAGCCUUUUUAUCAGGGGUGGUGGGGGGUGGUUAGGGUAUUUGUCUUUGACUAGCAAAGUUCUGGACUAAAUCAUACAUGUUACUCACCAGAGAACUCACGAAACUUGGAUUAGUCCUUCAUUCUGUGGGGUUCUUGAGGCUACUUCAUUGCGAUAAGAACAGCGAAAAUUUCUUUCGUUAUAGCCGAUCCGUGUUAUAAGUAUCAGAACCUGAGUGAGGCCGAUAGAAAAAUCAGUUACUUAACACCUAUCAAUCUAGAGUUAUGUGACAACCUCCUCACCGAGGGAUGGUAUCGUUUCGUGGGAGCUGCUGAAACUAAAAUGCUAACAACGCGUGUGCCAGCAGUGCAGUCAGGCUGGUUGGAUGGUGCUUAUCCUACAGUGGAAGAUGGUGAAGUUUCCCGG